GGGAAUUCCAUUGACGCUGGUUGAUAGCUAAACUCCCUCACCUCACAAGCGUGUUGAAGCUCCAACAAUGGCGGCUAAGCCCGUCAUGCUGCGAUUAGCCAGGCCCGUGUCAGCUGGCCUGCGCAGGCAGUUGCUUGCACAAGGUGUCUCAUCCCAACGGAGAACUUUCGCAGAGAAGAAGGACUCGAUUCGGAAGUCAGAUCCUGCGUUUAUGCCUGGUUCACAAAGUCCUGCAGCGCCAGUCAAGACCGAAGUGCCUCUAGGGCCCGGCGGUCCAGGAAGCCCGGCUCCUCCUCAUAUUCCGACUCCUGCGACACCGUCUUCCUCCUCUACGAUACCUCCUGAAAAGGUUCCCCUCGCUCCGCCUAGUCCGGCGAAAGUUCAAGCAGCUCCCCCAACGACUCCUUCGUCCGUAAGCCCUCCCUCAGAACCAUCGCCGCCUCCACCGCCUCCACCUUCCUCAAAGCCACUACCACCUCCUCGAAGACGCUUCAGACGACUGAGACUUUUAUUCUACCUUCUUUUGAUCAGCGGUCUGACCUACGGAGGUGGCGUAUUUUACGCUCUGAGAAACGACAACUUCCACGACUUCUUCACCGAGUACAUUCCAUUUGGAGAGGAAGCAGUCCUUUACUUCGAAGAGCAAUCGUUCCGGAAGAGGUUUCCUCAUGCGAAGCACAAUGCGAACAAAAUCGCCCGUCCAGACGGACCAGUCGAUGGCAAAUCAAAGACCAUCCCCCAACGAUCCGGCUUGUCAUGGAAAGCCGUGGACGAGGAACCCAAGGGCAGUGACCUGACACAGACAGGCAAGCACAAUAGUGCUCUCGAUGCUGGCAAGCCUGUAUCCAAAACAGACGCGACGCAGGCCAAGGGUGAUCCUGCCGGUGCUACGACCAAGGAGGCCAGUGGGGCUGUCCAGACUGCAAAGAAAGACUCUUCAGCUACGGAGGCGCCUCUCCCGAAGCACGACGAUGCCAGCGGUGCCAAGCCAGCGGCACCUGCAACCGUGUCUACAGUUCCAAGCCCAGCAACUCCCAGUCCGAAGUCCGAUCCCCGACCACCGGCCAUUUCUCCUGUGACCCAGAUCUCACCCCUGAAAGUGCCUAAUGCCGAGGAACCUGUGGUCCAGGAUCUCGUCAAAAUCGUCAACGACCUGAUCACAGUAGUCAACUCCGACUCCCCAGAUGCCGCAAACAAGUACUCCGCGCCCAUGACCAAGGCCAAGGAAUCUCUGGAGGAAGUCGCCAAGAAGAUCACGACUCUGCGAGAAGCGGAGCGAAAGGCCGCUGAAGAACGAGUCAAGGAAGCACACAAGGAAUUCGAUGAGAGUGCCAAGCAACUCCUCAAGCGUAUCGAGACGGCCCAAGCCGAGGAUGAAGCCAAGUAUCGGGAAGAAUUCGAGCAAGAACGCACCCGUCUUCAGCACGUCUACGAGGAGAAGCUCAAAACGGAAGUCGAGCGCAGCACUCAGCUCGUAGAACAGCGUCUCAAGAACGAACUCUCCGAGCAAGCCAUCGAGAUGAAGCGCGACUUCGUCUCCCAAAUAAAAUCGCUCGUCGAAUCCGAACGUGAAGGCCGUCUGUCCAAGCUAUCCGACCUGGAAAGCAAUGUCGACAACUUGACCGAAUUGACCUCGAACUGGAACGGUCUGAUCGACGCGAACCUCGCCACACAAAAACUGCAAGUCGCAGUCGACGCCGUGAAGUCUGCUCUCGACCGGUCCGCCGCCUCGGACGCCCGCCCUAAAGCGUUUGUUCGGGAAAUGGCGGCCCUCAAGCUCGCCGCGGAAGGUGACCCGAUCGUUGACGCGGCCAUCGCCUCCAUCAACCCUCAAGCCUACCAGCGCGGCAUCCCCAGCCAGCCCCAGCUGAUCGACCGCUUCCGUCGCGUGGCCACGGAAGUGCGCAAGGCCAGCCUUUUGCCUGAAAACGCGGGCGUGGCGUCUCAUGCGGCGAGCCUGGUCUUGUCCAAGGUUUUGUUCAAGAAGCACGGCCAGCCCACGGGGACGGACGUCGAAAGCGUUCUCACCCGCACCGAGACUAUGCUUGAGGAAGGAGACCUCGAUGGCGCGGCGCGUGAGAUGAAUUCUCUGGAUGGCUGGGCCAAGGUUCUCAGUAAGGAUUGGUUGGGCGAUGUGCGCAAGGUUCUCGAGGUGAAGCAGGCCCUGGACGUGAUUGAGACGGAGGCUCGGUUGCAGUGUCUUAGGGUAGAAUAGGUUGGUGUGUCUAGUGGAAGAGAAAAAAAUGGGUAUAUGUACUGGCACUGGUAACUCUUUACGCCGCCCGUCCGUCCGUGUCGACAUGAAGCCUACCGGGCAAGCUUGAGCUUGAGCUUCUGCCUUUUCGUAAGCAAGCGAAAGAAGAUAUAAAAGAAAGAUUGGUCUUGUUCAUGUUCAUGUUCAUGCCCAUAGGUACAGCGUAGUACGAGCGCAUAGUAGAAAACCCCAUCGCCAAAGGAUUAAGACCCUUACAGUAUGAACCGUUCUUCGCAUGUUCGAGGUUCGCCAUGACUAUCGAUAGCGGAACGCGAGCAUCUUUGACAAAGGCCAGAUUUACGGACACGAAGAGAGGAGAAGGUUGUGUGCUAAUGACACAAGAGCUGAGAGCUGAUUACCAGGUAUCAGUCGAUGGUGAGGGUGAAUGACUACAGC
Messenger RNA from Exophiala viscosa, 2650 nucleotides. RefSeq names its product mitochondrial inner membrane protein-domain-containing protein. The transcript has 2 exons. Gene Ontology annotation, cellular component: MICOS complex. Lineage: Eukaryota; Fungi; Ascomycota; Eurotiomycetes; Chaetothyriales; Herpotrichiellaceae. The coding region runs from base 68 to 2215 and encodes 715 amino acids. Gene Ontology annotation, biological process: cristae formation. The record is from RefSeq and is a predicted model, not a curated record.